UUCUGUUCAAACAGUGAGAGCGUCAGAAAGGGAAUGGGACAGACAAGAGACAGAGGUAGACAGAGGUGUGACUGAGUGGAAGACAGGGACAGGGAAGCUAAUAGCGAGCUGGUCCUUCCAAUUUAUGUCUAGAAACCCAGAAAAAGCCAAACUAGCGGUAGAUUUUCGUGCGUAAAAAGUAGGCUGCCCUCUAAAUUCUUACGUUUUACAACACUUCUCUUCCAGGCUGAACAGUUAUUGCGAGGUAGUGUCCUCUGUGGAGUUUUCUUUGUCUCCGCAAGAGACACUAAAGAGCACGGAUUACAAUGAUAAGGAUUUUAGAGGUUUGGGUCACUUUGGUGGCCAUUUCUCUGCUGGUUAAGGGGGCUCUUGGAGGUUAUGGGAUGAGUAUGUUUGCUGCCCAGUCGUCCCCUCCAGACCCAUGCUAUGAUGAGAACGGCAACCCCCGGAGGUGCAUCCCCGAUUUCGUGAACUCCGCUUUCGGGAAGGACGUGCGCGUCUCCAGCACCUGUGGAACCCCGGCCUCAAGGUACUGCGUCGUGACCGAGAAGGGAGAGGAGAGGACUAGGGAUUGCCACACCUGCGAUGCAGGGGACCCAAAGAAGACUCAUCCACCCGCGUAUUUAACUGAUCUCAACAACCCUCAUAACCUCACCUGCUGGCAGUCAGAAAACUAUGUCCAGUAUCCUCAGAACGUCACUCUCACUUUGUCCUUGGGUAAAACAUUUGAGGUCACCUAUGUGAGCUUGCAGUUCUGUUCACCCCGACCCGAAUCUAUGGCUAUCUUUAAGUCCAUGGACUAUGGCAAAUCCUGGGUUCCUUUCCAAUUCUACUCUACCCAGUGUAAGAAGAUGUAUAACAAGCAGAAUAAGGCGGCAAUUACCAAGCAGAACGAACAAGAGGCGAUUUGCACGGACUCUCACACGGACAUGCACCCGCUGACAGGUGGGCUCAUUGCGUUCAGCACCUUGGAUGGCAGACCCUCGGCGCACGACUUCGACAACUCUCCCGUGCUGCAGGACUGGGUGACAGCCACCGACAUCAAGGUGACGUUCAGCCGACUGCACACGUUUGGGGAUGAGAACGAGGACGACUCGGAGCUGGCUAGAGAUUCCUACUUUUACGCGGUAUCAGACCUGCAGGUUGGCGGGCGGUGCAAGUGCAACGGCCACGCUUCAAAGUGCGUAAAAGAUAGGGAAGGAAACCUGGUAUGCGAGUGCAAGCACAACACCGCGGGGCCGGAGUGUGACAGGUGCAAACCUUUCCAUUAUGACCGUCCUUGGCAGCGCGCAACCGCAAGAGAGGCAAACGAAUGUGUUGCCUGCCACUGUAACCUGCACGCCCGGCGCUGUCGUUUCAACAUGGAGCUGUACAAGCUAUCUGGGCGGAGGAGUGGCGGAGUCUGUCUCAACUGCCGCCACAACACGGCCGGACGCCACUGCCACUACUGCAAGGAGGGCUUCUUCCGGGACAUGUCCAAGGCCAUCUCCCACAGGAGGGCCUGCAAAGCGUGUGAUUGUCAUCCAGUUGGCGCUGCCGGCAAGACCUGCAACCAAACCACCGGCCAGUGCCCCUGCAAGGACGGCGUUACUGGCAUCACCUGCAACCGCUGUGCCAAGGGCUACCAGCAGAGCCGCUCUCCUAUCGCCCCCUGUAUAAAGAUUCCAGUUGCAUCGCCCACCGCCACCUAUAUCAGCUCUGAAGAGCCCUUAGACUGUGAUUCUCACUGCAAGGCAUCCAAGGGCAAGCUAAAGAUCAAUAUGAAGAAGUACUGCAAGAAAGACUAUGCUGUCCAGAUGCACGUUCUCAAAGGAGACAAGGCAGGGGAGUGGUGGAAGUUUACCGUCAACAUCAUCUCUGUCUACAAGCAAGGUGAACAACGCAUCCGGCGCGGUGACCAGCUCCUGUGGGUGCGUGCCAAGGACGUGGCCUGCAAGUGCCCCAAAAUCAAGCUUGGCAGGAAGUACCUGCUGCUGGGCACGGAUGAUGACUCCCCUGGGCAGAGUGGCGUGGUGGCGGACAAGGGCAGCCUGCUCAUCCCCUGGAAGGACCUGUGGGGCCGGAGACUGAGGAAGUUCCAACAGCGCGACAAGAGGGGCAAGUGUUAAGAGGAGCCAGAGAGGAGAGAAAGAGAGGGGGCUCACCUCGAGUCUGAGGAACACAGGAGGAUAGAGAAAGAAGGAGGAAAUACCAGAGGGAGAGAGGAAAGAGGGAGAGGUGAAGUGAAAAGAGAGAGAGAGAAAGUGACUGAGUGCUGCUGCUUUGAGUGGAAGCAAAAAGAGAAUAUUAGUGAUUUUAGAAACAUUCCUGUGAAGGAGCUCUUUUUACAGUUGUUGUUCUGUUUGUCCUUCAAGGUUUGUUUCGUUGUGGAAUUGCAGAGUUUGCACCUAAUAUUUCAAAUAAGUUACUUAUUUUUUGUUUUAUUCAUGAUACCGUUAUUUUUAUAUUUCCAGUUCAUUUCUACAGAACAUCAGAAAACAAUCUACUGUAUCACAUUUCUGUGUUUAAAGAGGCUCUUUAUAUAUAUAUAUAUAUAUAUAUAUAUAUAUAUAUAUAUAUAUAUAUAUAUUGUAAAGUGUUUUCUAGCAAGCUGAGGUGGCAUGGCAUGGCUUAAGGGGAAUCUCUCUCAUGUUUAAUGAGUGGCUCCUGCUUGCCAGGCCUUGUCAAGAUAAACUGUGUAAACUGCUAAGAGUGUUAACACGUUAAAUUGAUCAUUUAAACUAGGUUUUACUGUGGUUUCAGCAUAUACUUGUACAAAUUGGAGAAAGAGAAAAAACAAGCCAGCUAUUGCCAGUUACCUUUCUUCUUUAAGAGCUCCUCAUGUGGGUGUUACCUCAUUAUUACAGCUGAUGCUUUACUAUGUAAUCAACAUUAAAGUGCCAUGAAGAAGUUGCUCCUCAGAUACUAUCAUAGAGAAAGUCUAUUAAAUGAUACAUUUCCUUGCCAUCCUGACAGUGUGGUUGUGACCUCAGCUAAAUAAAAGUACCACUAAGCAUGACAUAAUUAUACAAUAUCAUUGUAUUUAGACAGCACUCUGUUCUCAACUAGAAGAACUAAAAUAGAAUGAGUUGACCAUGCACUUAAUGUUUAGUCCUUUAUUAUUCAACAGUAUUCAGAACAUAUAAGAUAUGUUCAGUGUUUAAUGGCACUUUGCAGGAUACAAACUAACAUACUUGUAUGGUUUCAGAAAAAUCAUCAAAGAACGAAUGUAUGUCCAUUCAUGAUUGUUCAAACUGAGAUCACACAUUUGACUGAUCAUCUUGUGCUGCCUUUGGCCUUUGGUCCUGGAACCUAAUGUCCACUGACUCUGUCUCGUUGAUUGAUGCAUUCUCUAAUCAUCCACAGACUGGUUUGAUGAUACUGGUUUCUUCAACAGUGAAUCACCUCAUGUUGUUUGAUAAGACCUAUCAAAAGGAACCUACGUUUUGUUAAAAUAAUAGAUGCAUGCUGACUACUUAGCUGACUAAGCUAACCAAAUUGUGGAUGACAGUAUGUACAGUAUGUGUGUGUGUGCUGUAUACAGAUACAUACAUUAUGUUGUGAAAGAUAACCUGUGGAGUGAUGAAAUAUCACAGGAGUCAAGCUGUGUGAUCAACACACUGUGCCAGCGUCUGAUUCUCACUUCAAACCUUGCAGACAUUCAAUUUUCAAAACGUUACUUGGUACUCAACAAAAGGGGUGACCGGCUGUUUAAAUGUUAUAUAGUUGUAUAGUUUGUUACUAUUUUUUGUUAAACAUUUACUAGAUUUAUGUCCAUGUGUUAUUAACCAGAGUUUUAAAUACCAUAGGCUUAAUAAAUGGGUAGACAAAUGACUGAAAAAGAGGCAUAUUUCUCUUGUUUACGAGUUAUGCCUACCCAGGAGUGUAUUGCAGCAGAGAGAGGCUUAUCUACAACCUGUAAUAAACGUUCCCAAAAAUAUUUGAGAAAUACAUAAACACACAUAAAUGCAAGCAGAUGCACACGCACACACUUUUUUUGGACAUAUUUGUAUUGACAUUUUUAUUGCAAUCCAUUUAAACUGUUCUUGUGCCAGUGCAUCCAUCUCUGGAUCUACACAUAUCAAAGCUGUCAGUGGGUCCACUGUGUAAAUUUAGACCAGUUUCACACACAUUUGGAGAAUGGUACUCAGUCAUGACCAGAUAUCUGCUACAGAAAUAUAUCUAAAUGUUGCUUGUGUUCAUACUUGCGCUUGUAAAUGUUGUUAAGCUUUGUCCAUUGCAAAGGUUUGUGUAAUGUCCUGUAAUGCAUACUAAUAUAUUAUGUUUAUCACAAAUGAAUAUAUUUAAUGACACAUGAAACAAUGUGGCUUUUGUUUUUGCCUGUUUUUAUUUUUGGUUACUCUUUGCUUUGGAUAAUAGACGGCUGUAAUGAAAAAGUAAAAGUCUGUAGCUAUUGAACAGCCUAAUAAAUCUGAAAUAAAGCUCUGUAAAAGUA
Molecule: messenger RNA, 4435 nt
Organism: Coregonus clupeaformis (lake whitefish)
Lineage: Eukaryota; Metazoa; Chordata; Actinopteri; Salmoniformes; Salmonidae
Product: netrin-1
Exons: 7
Coding region: 306-2108 (600 amino acids)
Molecular function (GO): protein binding
Source: RefSeq, a predicted model, not a curated record